Molecule: messenger RNA, 348 nt
Organism: Anisakis simplex (herring worm)
Lineage: Eukaryota; Metazoa; Nematoda; Chromadorea; Rhabditida; Anisakidae
Source: the annotation of a GenBank genome assembly
AUGGAAAUCUUUCAGGCAUUCUAUUUGAGUAGCAUCUAUGCCUGCAAUGAGAACGGGAUUGAAGGAGAGAAAGAGCGGGUCAAGAAAGAGUUGGGAAUGAAUGAAAAGGAAUUCGAUGAGAACAUCGUUUUAUCCAAGGAAAUAUUGUCAAUUUUGGAUGCUUAUUCUCCGUCAACUUGCCCUAAAGUGGCAGAAAAUCAUGUACCGCCAGCUGCAGAUGUGCAAUCAUCUCAAAAAACUCAUAAUAAGAAUUUUGCGGCAGAUAAUCCCGAGCAAGAAGAUAAGCAACCAUCUGCAACGAUCCAGAAAUCGUCACUAAUGAAUCCAGGAUUACCCGUAGAGGUUUGA